Molecule: messenger RNA, 969 nt
Organism: Dentiscutata heterogama
Lineage: Eukaryota; Fungi; Glomeromycota; Glomeromycetes; Diversisporales; Gigasporaceae
Source: the annotation of a GenBank genome assembly
AUGUAUCCGUCACUCCAAUUGAUGUCACUGAAAUUAAUAAUUUAAUACUUGAUCCAGUGAAUUAUUGUUUAUUUAACAGCUCACUUACUGGAAAAAUGGUGAAUCCCAUUUCAAUACGACCCUUAAAACAACAAUUUGUAUUAGUGAGUUAUUUAAAUAAAAUUAGUGAUAAUAAUUAUGAAGAAUGGGGAACUGUUUUGAAUUGGAAAGGCGAAAAUUUAAGUUCAAUACUUCUUGAAUCGUCAAUUUCUAGCCUUGAGGAUCAUCAAAUUUUAAUUGAAAUAAACAUAAACAAAGAACUAGGAUUUCUUGGAGCAGCAAUCAAGAAAAACUCAAGCAGUAUCGCAAUCACGCAGUAUUCAGUCGAUGUUAAUGGAGCAUUAUCUGCGAGGUUUAAAAACUAUAUUAGAAUAGGUUUAUUUAUCAAUGCCACCUUUUUUACGUCAUUGGCCACCGUUGAUGAAGGUUAUGCAAUAUUGUAUGCCAAAUAUUCGGUCAAUAGAUCCGAUUUUAUGAGUUCACUUGGUGGAUUAUAUGUUAGCUUUAUAGACUACAAUACAACAAAUUCAUCUUCCAUUGGCAAUCCUAUCCUUCUUUUUCAAAUAACUAAAGCUGAAAUGAAAAUUAAUGCAGUUCCUUGUAAUGCAUAUUUUGGAUUUGCAGCAAUUAUAGGUUCCGGACAAUUGUUCAAUACUCCCAACGAAACUAGUAUGCCCUGGAAUGUUGUGUCUUCAACACCAGUCGGCGGAUACAUAUUUUCUGCUGUGGUUAAUACCGCUUGCUUAAUUUAUAUCUAUGACUUUGAUCGUCAUACAAAAAAUAUUCCGGUUAACUUGACGACAACUGGUAUUUGUGAUGCAUAUAGUAUCUUGAAAAAUAAUAAUACCCUUUUAUUCUCUCUACGAAAUAUAAAUGAUAAAAAUACAUCUUGGUCUUUGCUUGCUGUUCAGUUACCUGAAACACCAAAUU